AAUGUCAAUCCCGUCCUACAUGUAGGACAGCAGCAGCUGGCCCCACUGGCUCAUAGUCCACAGGCCCGUGCAUUGCUAGCCCUUCCAGGGCAGGAUGUGGAGUUUAUAUAUGGCAGUAUAUCCCCUUAUCAAAUAGCUUCGCACAGGCCUUCGUACAUCAACGCCAUCCUCAUACAAUCUCGCGGAAGGGCAGUGGACAACCUGUGCAGCGCAUGCCAUGGCGCUGUCUCGGGCCCACGACCGUUCCCAGAGUGCCGCCGCGCUGAGGGGCACUUUGGCGGAGCAUGUAGCAAU
Lindgomyces ingoldianus is the source of this 294-nucleotide messenger RNA. RefSeq lists its product as uncharacterized. The record is from RefSeq and is a predicted model, not a curated record. The transcript has a single exon. The annotation marks the transcript as partial. Lineage: Eukaryota; Fungi; Ascomycota; Dothideomycetes; Pleosporales; Lindgomycetaceae.